UUUUCCCUUUUGGCUCGACCUCCCAACACGAUAUCAUGUCAGACUACACGACGCUGCAAGUGCACGCUGGCCAAGAAGGCGGCGAGCCGGGCUCGCGCGCGCGCGCUGUGCCGAUCGUCGCGUCGAGCUCGUUCCUUUUCGACAACACGGACCACGCCGGCAAGCUCUUUGGCCUCGAGCAGUUUGGCAACAUCUACUCGCGCAUCAUGAACCCGACCAACGACGUGUUUGAGAAGCGCGUGACGGCGCUCACGGGCGGCGUCGCGUCCGUCGCGUGCGCGUCUGGCCAGGCGGCGCAGGCGCUGACGAUCUUUACGAUCGCGCAGGCCGGCGACAACAUCGUCUCGACGUCGUCGCUCUACGGCGGCACGUACAACCAGUUCAAAGUCGCGUUCCCGCGCCUCGGCAUCAACGUCAAGUUUGCGGACCACGCCAAGCCCGACUCGAUCGAGAGCUUGAUCGACGACAACACCAAGGCCAUUUACGUCGAGACCAUCGGGAACCCGGAGCUGGAGGUGCCGGACUUUGAGGCGAUUUCCGCGAUCGCCAAGGCCCACGGCAUCCCGCUCAUUGUUGACGACACGUUCGGCGCGUGCGGAUACCUCGCGCAGCCCAUCAAGCACGGCGCCGACAUCGUUGUGCAGAGCGCGACCAAGUGGAUUGGCGGCCACGGCACGACGAUCGGCGGUGUCGUCACGGACGCCGGCACCUUCAACUGGGGCAACGGCAAGUUCCCGCUCAUGGCCAACCCGAGCCCGGGCUACCACGGCCUCAACUUUUGGGACACCUUUGGGCCCGGCGGCGUCCUCGGCGUAAACGCGUGCUUUGCGAUCCGCCUGCGCGUCGAGUCGCUGCGUGAUUUUGGCGCGUGCCAGAGUCCGUUUGGGUCGUUCCUCCUCCUCCAGGGCCUCGAGACGCUUUCGCUGCGCGUCGACCGAGCGAGUGACAACGCGCUCGCGCUCGCGCACUGGCUGCUCGAACACCCGAGCGUCGCGUGGGUCUCGUACCCGGGCCUCGAGUCGCACCCGUCGCACGCGCUCGCGAAGAAGUACUUGCACCGCGGCAAGUUUGGCGCCGUCUUGACGUUUGGUGUCGUCGGCGGCCUCGAGCGCGGCAAGUCGUUCAUCAACAACGUCAAAUUGGCGAGCCACCUCGCCAACGUCGGCGACUCCAAGACGCUCGUGAUCCACCCCGCGAGCACGACGCACCAGCAGCUCACGACGGAGGAGCGCGCGGGCUCGGGCGUCAAGGAGGACCUCGUGCGCGUCUCGGUCGGCAUCGAGCACAUUGAUGACAUCAAGGCCGACUUUGACCAGGCGCUCCGCGUCUAACCUAGUAUGUGGAGCGGUAUCCCAUGCGAAUACAGUAGUGUUUUUUAUGUUGAGCAAGGUAUUGUGAAUGACGUG
Messenger RNA from Saprolegnia parasitica CBS 223.65, 1406 nucleotides. Its product is annotated as O-acetylhomoserine (thiol)-lyase. The coding region runs from base 36 to 1331 and encodes 431 amino acids. The transcript has a single exon. The record is from RefSeq and is a predicted model, not a curated record. Gene Ontology annotation, molecular function: pyridoxal phosphate binding; transferase activity, transferring alkyl or aryl (other than methyl) groups. Gene Ontology annotation, biological process: transsulfuration. Lineage: Eukaryota; Oomycota; Saprolegniomycetes; Saprolegniales; Saprolegniaceae.